Messenger RNA from Osmia lignaria (orchard mason bee), 7353 nucleotides. RefSeq lists its product as uncharacterized. Gene Ontology annotation, molecular function: carbohydrate binding. Lineage: Eukaryota; Metazoa; Arthropoda; Insecta; Hymenoptera; Megachilidae. The record is from RefSeq and is a predicted model, not a curated record.
AAGGGAGAGAAAGUGGUUUAAAGAUUUCAAAACCCCCUUCAAUAACUACGUUUUUCGUAAAUAUCUCCUUUCCUUUCUCAUGUAUCUCAUUACAAAUUCUAUGGUACAUAAUAUUCAACAGUGUUCGUUUCCUCUCUAGUAUUACCUUAUUACCCUUUUAAUUGUCCUGCACUAAAGCGGUUCUAAAGUUCUAAUUCUUCUGGAUUCUAGCCGAUCGCUAUAACAUGUAAUCCACUUCGCGGCUGAAUCUGUUCCCUCGUUCACUCGUAUUCCUACGACGAAUUGGAAAGCACAGCUUGCGCUGUACUUUUCGCUCGGAAGAGGAAGAAAUUCGUCGAAGUUUCCUUGGCACACAGCCGAAAAUCUGUUCAACGCAUGAAACUCUUGCUACCAACUACAAUCAUAUUUUCGUGAUUUCAAACGAUUCUCGGUGAGAUGACUGUCAACGUUGAAUUUCAUUGUUGGUUACGGUUUAAACGUGAUAUAGGUACUUAAGUAGAGUUACAUUAUAGUUCCAGUACUAAUUACAAUUUAAGCUGUCGAGAUUCGCCGAAAGGGUGUAAUGAUACUUCAAUUAUUUGCUAAUAUGUUGAAACAGUGAAUAUUUCAUUGAUUUGGGCAUUUGUUAAUUUUUCUUUUUACGAGAAUUAAUACAAUUAAUUUUAUAAUAAAUUCAUUGUAUAAUUCUUAAUAGAAACGCUCAGAAACUGUCAUACGAACAUUGAUUGGGUUUUCUCGUUUCGAGCAGAGGCGGCGAAAUAUAAUUCAACAUUUCCGCGAGACAGUUGCCUUUUUCGACAGUAAUAUCACUCGGCCAGCAAUUUUAUUCCGCAGCCAAGCACCGAGUUCCCGAGACAAGCGGUGAUAUUGCUAAAAGAGAUAAAAGAGAAGUAAAACCGCGAACGCUGUCUCUUCUACCGGAGCGAAGAAAGAAUCUAGCCGAGCGAAUAUCGCGCUCGAAACUUUCCAUUAAUAUUCGGGAAAUAUUUAAACUUAGCGGGAAAGUUGAGGGAUCGUUCGAACCGUGUUAAUUCGGGCUUAAGCUCGAAGCUUGGUCACCGAACAGAGGGGGAUGGAAAAGUAGAAACUACCUGCGGAGGGUUGAAAUGAUGUACAGAGUGGAAACGGGUAUAUUGCGAGCAGUGAAUCAACAAUAAAGUUGAUCGGUGUCCUGUUUCCGUUUCAGACACCAGAACGACGUCGUUGCUUUUGUUCCAACAGUCACGUUUAUCUGAAUUAUCAGCGGGCAACAGGAUGUACGGCUAAAGUUUGUGAAAUAUCCUGAUUGUAUUUAUUGAAUUUCUGUUUGAUUGUAUUUUAUUAAGUUGCAUUUCAAAGCAUCAAAAAUCUGACAAAUUUCGGUGAAAGAAAUAUUUAUUUUUUGAAAUAGCUGAUUAAUUAAAGAAUAGUCAAACUGUGGUAAUUUGAAUACUUAAGCAAUUCUAAUAAUUUAUAAAUUUCUCGGCGGUAAGGAACAAUUAAUUACUUAUUUUAUUGGUAUUAACUAUACUGUAAAGUGAGGUAGAGAAUGUAAUUGAAAACGUUUGUAGUGAAACUUUCUGUGUCUCGUUCUUGGGUCGCGUUGAACCUGUGCACUGUAACGAGUUAGAACGGAAGUUAACUUUUCUAUUUCCCUGGCCAAGUGGACGAUUCAGAUAAUCUAGCUAAUGGAACGACAUGAUCGUUUCUUCUAACGGUAGCAAUUUAUUUUAAUAUAUUUUGCAAAACCUUUUGCGAAACGCGAAACCCAUUAACUGUCCACUCUAUAUAUCUUCUGCUAACAAUCUAGAUUUCUUUUCCGUAUUUAUAAAAAAAGAUAGUAUUAGCGCAAACCUCUUAAAUAAAGGCGAUAAACAAGUAUCCAUUUCGUAUUUAAAUUCACGAUGUAUUGAAAUAUUUCGACAACAGUACGGCGACAAUACGAAAUUUUACGACCUCUGUUCUGCGUUUCACAGAAAUUCGAGUAUACCAUUUAAUAAAUUAACUUCAGGUAAAUUGAAAUCGACCGCCAAAUGAAUGGCAUUCCGCGAUUAUAAACUUGCGAGAAAAUCAAUUGCAACCGCGAAACGAUUCACCCAAUUUUAGAACAGAAAGUUGGAUUUAUUUACACCAUAAUACCUACCUUCGUUUCAUAUUUCAGUCGCUAUUUAAAUAUGCUAUCAACAAAUAGCAGUUGUUUACUAUUUUAUAAUUAAUAUCGAGUGCUAUUAUAAUUUGUUCAAUUAGUCGUUGUCAAUACCUGCAAGAGAGUUGAAAUUGGAAAGCUGGUUCAAUGGUAUUUCGAAUAAUUGCAAUUAUAACUUUUUUCUAUAUACUGCCGUUUAUUCAGAAGCCAAUUACAAGUUGCAUUUUCGAAUGCCAAAGACAAAAGGGGAGCUUUAACUCCAGAAAAGAGAUUGACGAUCCAGUGCCGGGCCAUCGAGUUGAGAAAAGUUGGCAUCGUUUCCAGAUUUCGGUUGUUCCAAUGAAAGGGUGGUUGAGUUCGUACAGUUUGCCUCGUAAGCAAGUCGAACGACACGUCUUCCGGUUUCCGUUACGAUGCAAUUGAUCGGAUUUCAUUGUGAAACAAAAACAGCAUCCACAAUUUCGUGAUCUCCAGCCUUGCUAUCAGGCACCUUGAAGACCUAUCAGCGUGCAGCAUGCGACGAAGAGCUGAUGAUGCUCAAGUGUCCACCGGGUACCAUGAUAUCUGUCGCCUUAGCUCAGUAUGGCAGAGCCGGGGCAAAUGGCACAGGCAGGUGUGGCGCACUCGAUCCAUCUUUACUGCUCCAUGACAAACAGACAAAUCAAACUUGCAUCUGGCCCCAGUCGCUACAGUACUCACUGUUACAGACGGUAGUGGAGCAAUGUCACAAGAAGAGGCAAUGCAAGUUCAACACCAGUCCAAAGACCUUUGAAGGCGAUCCGUGUCCUGGACUUCCGAAGUACAUCGAGGUCGCCUACAAAUGCCGUCCUUAUGAAUUCAGAAGCAAAGUAGCGUGCGAGAAUGAUCAUAUCAAUCUUGCCUGCCAUCCCGGACAGAGGGUUGCAAUUUUUAGUGCAUCAUUUGGUAGAACGGAAUAUGAAUCUCAUCAGUGUCCUCAACCACACGAUGUGAAGGAAGAAACGUGCAUCGCACCGCACGCGACGGAAAUCGUGAUAAAUAUGUGCCAUGGGAAACGACGUUGCACCGUGGUGGCGAACAGUUCGACGUUUGGCGAACCAUGCAGCCUAGAGAGCCGAACUUACUUAAAAAUCAUCUACACCUGUGUACCCCGUACAGUGUUACGAGAACAAUACGGGGGUGACGUGGAACCUGACGAAGUGAACUUGAUGCACGAAUUCGAGGAGGGCUUCGACAGGGCAGACUUCAGGGCUGAAUUCAGCCCGAGUCCAAAUCUUGAAGGGCCACUUCCGCAACCAAGGGAUAACAUUUCCCGAAAUUUCCCAACGGUCAGCUCAUCUCCACCGCGUGCUCGAACGAACAACGAUGUGGACACACGAUCGAACAAGUUUAAGACACUCGGUGUAGGAGCGAAAGACUCGCCCUUAUCACCCACGAUUAAUCAAGGGACGAUAAUGUUCGACAACAACGUGGACAGUAGCGCUAGAGACGUACCCAGCAGUACCGUGUCACCGAUUAAUUGCACCACGGUUGUCUACGCCGUUCCUGGAGAGGAUCGUGUCGUUGUCGGAUAUAUCAAUGAAUGGAUCAAUGCCUAUUCAUUCAUAUCGAAGAAUCAGGAGAAAUUCUACCUCUACAUCAUAGUGUCGGUCACAGCUGGCAUUCUAAUCUUUCUGGGAUUGGUAAUUGGACGACUUCUUGUCAGCCGUCAUCGCGCGAAGAGAGAUGCAAAAUUUCACGCGAAUAACGAACCGCUUCCUAAUGGAUUCACCGAUGACAUUUCAGAGAUCGAUGCGGAUAUUGAUCUUACGACCGCUAUGCCAGUUCCCAUGCAAGACACCAGGAAUGAAAAUUUGAUUUUCAGAAUCCCAGAAACCCAACUAGCAGAGAGACUUCACGGCGAUCGUUAUUACGCGGACACGAGGAUACCCAUGUCACCCACGACGAUUCACCCCGCACCAGGUCACCACCCUGGUAAAACAGGCGUCAGGGUGGAUCUGGGUAACCAUAUGGUGGGCACCGACAGCCUACACACGAUUUUGCGCCCAGAAAACCCACGGAGCCUGAACACGAAAAGCUAUUAUUACGGCUGACAGGAGGAGGGGGGUGUCCCGCGCGAGGGACGACCCCCGUCCUUGAGCCCGGUACCGGAAGUGAGCACGCGGAAGUACUGCUUUUAAUCGAGAGUUUCUAAGGCACGAGCCACGAACGAAGCCGCUGUAAAGCACGUUCGAGAAUUAAGCGAUCCUCGCCCGUCGAUCGAUCGUUGUUUUCCUCGAGCGGAAGUUGAGUAAUCUUCGUCCUCGCGCCCGGUACCGGAAACAAGCACGUGGUGGUGAUGUUUUUCGUAUUUUCUUUCUGUUUCGCCAACUACUCGUAUUCCGUUAGCGUGUAAUUUAGUGGAUCCAAAAAUUAAUUGGAAAUUUAAUGAUCGAACACUGCGAUACCGGAAGUUCAUUUGAACGCAAGCAUACAAAAUCUGAUAUUUCUCUUAGCGAAAUCGUUUCAUGCGUGCCUAUGACCGACACCGGAAGUGAAUGAGAGCUUUAGGCCAUCCGGUUCAAAAAUGUAACACGAGUGUCUGUAAAUACGGCUUCGGUGAGCUGGAGAAUUCGAUCGAUAAUUCUUCGACCACCGAUUGAAAAUUCUUAUUAAUUGUUGAAAAUGCUGUUGUUAUUAGAGGGUGGUAUUUUUAAGAUGAACUCGAAAUUCUGGGUAAAAAUAUAUUAGCAAAAGUUAAAUUGUAAAUGAAGAGAGAAAUAUUUUAUGCGUGUAAUGUUCGUACUGCGACCGGUACCGGAAGUGAGUCGUCAAGUCUGAGAAAGCGAAUAUCAUUGUACCUAGAUUUUGAUAUCUAAACGAACGGUUCGCAUUAAAAAGACAAAAGCAAAUUUGAAGACACGAUCGAUGUUAUAGAAAAUUUGCACUUAAGCGAGUUUGUUAGAAAAUUUCCGAAUUAAAAAAAAGACACAAUUAAGUGAAAAUUAGUUACAUUUCAACAACGCGGAAUAGUUGUUUGUAAAGAAAGAAAAAUUGUCUAUAAUCGAUACAAUAAUUUCUAUUUUCUAAAGUCGGAUACUGGAGCGUUUUUAAAUUGUAAGAAUUCCUUAAUUAACCAAACUAAUUACGAAUAAAAUAUAAUGAUCGAAUUGUACCAGUAACGACGUAGUAAAGUUAAAGGAAAAAUUAACACUGCCUGUUUAACGGUAAUAAUAACAAUAACAAAUUGAUAACCUACGUAUACGUACAAUAAUCUAUUGCCAAGUUAUGUUCUUUCUUUUUAACAAAAAUCACGCACAUGUUUCUUCGGUUGUUUGAAAGCUACAUAAAGAAAUGAUUUCUUGUCGAACGAUCAAGAAGACUGUCUGCAAAACUUACUGCCUAAUCGACGAGAAAACAAAAAUACGGGUCUUUUGUUAUGAAUCAGAAUUUUCUGUUUCUCGCUCUUUCGUGGCACAAGUUAUCACGCUCAUCACGCUGCAUUAAUAUAAUCAUACUAAUCAACAGUAUCGCUCAAACUCCUCUCGAUUGAAAUCCAAUACACAGGAACAAGGUGUUAACGAUCAGAUAAAUUGAUUGACGAACGAAAACGACACGAUCGAACAAAACGAAUCGACGAUCGAUCGAUCUCAACAUAUAAUAAUCAUCUCACAGUCUCUAAACAGUUAGCACGUUAAACAAACAAUAAAAAAGAAUACGAGAAAAGUAGAAAACAGGUCGAUGGAGUAUCUAAUCCCGAUCGAUUCGGAUCGAUCGCGAUUAAAAAUCAUGUAAGUAGCCAUAAGUCCUGUGUGAACAGGAAAUCGGUUGAUCUCAACGAAGUUACAGCGGUUUUGUACUUCGACUACAGGUAUGCAAAUGAGAUGCACCGCGAAACGACUUUUAUAGAGAAACGAUCUGUAUGUAUAUCACGCUGUAAAUAGGAACAAUGUAAUUUACUGUAAGUGUUGAGAAAGUUAAUUGAAGAGAGUAAGAGAUAAGAGUGCAUGCGAGAGAGAGAUAGAAAGACAAUGUACCUAAAAAUAUUGAGAGUGUAACUUAAAUCGAAAGACGUUUCUUAUAGUCGUGAAUUACUUUCCGUGCCAUCGAUUUAUCGAUUCUACGACCAUUAAGUAGUUCUUUAACCCAACAUCAACGUUUUAUAGAAGUUCAUUUUUAAGCGGCUGUAAUUUUAGAUUAAUCGUUUCGUCGACCAUCAUUGUUAGCAGAUAAAUAAUGAUAACGUUUAUGCAUUAAUUCUAAGAGAAAAAGUUAUUAGUUCUAUGUAGAUUUUUAUAUUAGCUACGAUUCCGAGGCUCGUUUAUAAUUAAUUUUCUUUUCUACUAUUUCAUUAUUGUUAAGGUUUAACAGGAUUUUGUAAGAUUUUAACCCUUAAAUGACAAAUCAUUUCUCUAACUUUUGUUAUUGAAAUUGAAGAAAUCGAUUGAUAUUUAUUUUUACAAUUAAUUUAGAGACAGAUAUUUCUUUAAAUAAUCUCCCAAAGUAUCGCCUCAUUAAUUAACUGAUAUAUUAUACUAAUGUUAAUAAUAUAGUUUAAGAUGCCCGUAAUUUAUUAUCUCCCAACUAUUUCUUUCCUCGUUAAGUUUUCAUUUUACUAUUUUCUUAAAAUCGAUGGACGCGUCCAAGAUAUGUACACUCGGUUAUUAAUAAUCUACCUUGGGUCCAAGAUGACCCAUGGGUAAUGGCUCAACAGAAUGAAAAUUGAAGCGAAACAAAGGUUGAGAUGUUAGAAUGUAUCGAGAUUGAAAGGGUUAAAUAUCGUUCGUAGAUUCACAUAACGCACCACGUAUUCAGUAAGCAUUCUGUUUUUAUAAAUAAACCUAAACGUAUACCCGUACAAUACGUUAAUAGUGAAUACUUAUUAUUAAUCAGUUUGUAAUUUAUUUUUAGUAUUUGAGCACUUUUCUACAUUUAACUUUACCAAAGAGACUAAUCUUUACUUUCUUCCUCAUUUAACGGUACGUGACUUUAAAUUUUAAUACUUAUUUCUUUUCUUUAAUAUAAAUGAUUUAAAAUCAAUAUUAUAUUAUAGAAAAUGAAUUAGAUGGUAUGUGAAUUAUUGUAAAUUACAAGGAUUACCAGGCAUCGUUUUCUAUAUUCCAUAAGCAAGAGUGAUUGACGUUUUCAUUAUUAUAUUUAAUACUAUGCAAUUUAUUAUUUAUUCGCACGUACCAUCGUAAAUAAUUAAGAAAGCAUGUAAAAUUGUACCAAAGGAAAAUUAUGAAUAUAAGUAAUUAAGGGGCUCGGAA